AUGUCUGAGCCCCGACGGUCGACGAGGGCGCGCGCCCGCGAAGACGCCGCCCCGGCUGCCCCCGACACGCCCAACGACAAGCCCGCCAAAGCCGCCAAAGCCGCCAAAGCCGCCCUGAAGCGCAAGCGGACCAGCCUCGCCGUCAAAGACGCGCCGCCCUCGACGCCCGUUGCUGAGGGCGCGCCGCUGCCCCCGCGACAGACGCUGCCCCUCCAGCUGGUCGACGGCGCGCCGCUGCCCACACUGCGCGAGCCACAGCCCCUCCACCUUCCAUCGAGCGAAUGGCAGACGAUCCAGCAGAGCCGCGUCCUCGAGACGUCCUUCGAGCGCUCCAAGGCUGUCUGGCUGUCUGGCGCCAACUUCCGCACCUUCCAUGCCCACUUCAACCAGCCCAAGAAGCUGGCCGACCGCACCGACGAGGACAAGGCCAAGACGGCGAGACAGAAGGAGCUGCUCAAGAACUUCCCCCAGGUCGGUGCCGACCGGGUGAGCGUGAAGCUCGUCAUAGAGCCGCACACGCUGCCUAUCCGCCUCUACGGCCCGCGCGAGGUGGGCAGACCAGCACAGAAAAAGCCUCCCGCGCCAUCGCCCUAUGCUCCCUGGCCAAACCACAGCCAGCCCAACCAACACACCAAAUACCAGGGUGGCCAGCCCAUACAGCAGAAGCCCCAGCCACGCCCACCCCAGCCCCCCAAACCUGUCCAGGCCGCGCCUCCGCCUCAGGCCCCCGCAGCCCCCGCCCCCGAUCCCGUCAUACACAUGCUCGCCGCGAGAGCAGGAACAGAUCCCGAGCUGAAGGCUGUCAUGAAGAUAGUCGCCGCUGGCUCGGCAAGCAAGGAGCAGCUCGAGUUCUUCCAGACACACAUCAACGAAUUGACGGCGAUUCUGGCCAGGCAGAAGGAGGAAAAAGCGCCCAAACCAACUCCGCCAACGCAACCCCCCAAACCUACGCCGCCGCCGCCGCCUCCAGCACCGAAACACACAGCUCCUCCUCCGCUUCCCCGCCCAGUCCAGCCAGUCCAGCAGCCUCUGCAGCCCAGCACGCCCAAGCCGUACAGUCCGGUCCCGCCACAGGGACAGACGCAGCAACCCUCGCCUACACAACAGCCAUAUCCACCCUAUCCGAACAACUUCAGCAAACCGCCGCAAUACCACCCGCCGCCGCAGCUAUCGACCUACAACCCACCCCCGAGGACGACAUAUCGCCCGUUGGUCUUCAGUUUUGUCCAUGGCAGCGAAGACAAGUUUUACUUCCCUUCGUAUAGUUUCAUGGAAUGGCUUCCCAAUGGCACAGGCGCAAAGCUGUCCUUUCUCAUCACCAAGAUGAAGCCAAGGCCGGAUCCAGUCGUCAAACCUCCGUCUGCCUCUGCUCAAAACUUAAUGCCGACGCCGAUUCCGACUCUCGGUACUGCGACUAAUGCUAUACCUGACGCACCCCCACCGAACGCCAUCAUACCAACACCCAGCCCCACAAACCCUGCUUUUGCGUCCACACAACCUGCCGCAUCAGCCCCCUCGGCAACCUUCGUGCCGCCUAAACCGCCCCAGCGAAUCGAAGAUUUCGACGAGAUGAAUGAGAUAGACAACAUUGAAUUCUACCAGCCAGUUACUGUCCUUCUACUAAUCGAGCACGAUGAAGGCGACGAAAUCGCAAGCGCCUUGCCGCGCUCGAUACGACCACCGCAUGUCGUGGAGAAAUACAUGAACGAGGUGUUUGAUAAGUGCAAAAGGGCAGAGGAGACAUAUCUAGCCUUCAGACUGCCCAAAGACGGCGAUGAGUUGCCAGAGAAGAGGAUUAGGAGCGGCGACGUGACGCCUGCGGUUGCAACGCCGACUCAGGACGUCGCCAUGGGAGGGAUGGGUGGGUCUGCCAGUAGUAUGGCAGAAAAGAAGAAAGCUGGACGGCCUAAGAAGAGUCUUUACUUUCUCUGCGUCGACAUUCCCGACAGUAUAAAGUAUCUAGGCAGCGCAAGACCACGUCCUGUGACUGAAAUCAUGCCCAACCUCAAAGCCAUCUUUACAAAAGCGUACUGGACAUUUGCCAUUCUAGGCAUUGUCUGGGCCGCGUUUGUGGGCCUAUUGGUCAAUCCCACGGUACAAAGGCACGCUCUCUAUGCCCAUAAAUUUCACACGGGGUUCUACCACAACGUGACGAAUCCCGAAGAAUUCGGCUUUGCGAAGGGGCAAGUACAACCCUUUUGGCUUACUACAGCGGAUCAAGAGAAGCUCUUUUGCUGGCAUGUACUUCCUCUAGAUGUUUAUCUGGAGAAUGAACAUGAGCUUUUUACUGCUGCUGUUUCGGGGGAAGUUGCAGAGGAGUUGAAGGGAACGAUAGGAGAGAAGCUGUUGAGCAGCGACCCGGAAAGUAGGGUUGUGGUCAACUUUCAUGGUAACGCUGGCCACAUAGCCCAAGGUUACCGCCCCUCAACCUACCGCUCCGUCUCUGGCAUCCCAAAAACUCACCUCGUAACCUGCGACUACCGGGGCUUCGGUCUCUCCACGCUCACACACUCCCCGCAUAUCCCCACUGAAAGCGGUCUAAUAGCCGACGCCUUAAGCCUGAUUUCAUACAUCACCUCGGACCUCUCUCAUUCAAGCACACGCACCGUUCUCCUGGGCCAGAGCCUCGGCACCGCCGUAACAGCCGCCAGCGCGCUCUACUUCACCAAUUCCACCUCCGAGCACCUCCCAUUGGCCAUUACAUCCCCAUCUGUAACAUUCAAACCAUCCCGUAACUUUGAAGGUUUCGCCGGCAUCGUCCUAGUAGCCCCCUUCACCUCGCUCCCCCAACUCCUCAAGACCUACAAAAUCGGCGGCGUUCUCCCCAUCCUAAAACCACUGCAAGGCUACCCCAGGAUAGCAAACUAUCUAUCCACUCGCAUCGUCGACCACUGGCCCACCCUCACCCGCCUACGCGCCCUCAUCUCCACCGCCUCAGCCAACAAGUCCGGUUUCCACAUUACUCUCCUGCACGCACGAAACGACCAGGAUAUCACGUACUGGGAAUCUGAAGCGUUGUUCCAGCCACUGGCUACGCAAAUGUUGACGGAAGAAGGGGUUGUGGCGGAGGAGGAGAGGAGAACGAUUCAAGGGGCGAAUAGGGUCAAGAGGGGUGCUUUUGCGUAUAAGAAGGUCGAGGACGACAAGGGAGAUAGGAUGGUGGAGUUGGAGGUUGUGAGGUAUGGAGGGCAUAAUGAAGUGGUGGGGUGGACGCAGGUUAGUCUUGCGAUUAGGAGGGCGUUUGUGAGGAAGACGAUGAGGCCGGGGUUGGACGUUGAGUAG
Molecule: messenger RNA, 3282 nt
Organism: Alternaria viburni
Lineage: Eukaryota; Fungi; Ascomycota; Dothideomycetes; Pleosporales; Pleosporaceae
Exons: 5
Coding region: 1-3282 (1093 amino acids)
Biological process (GO): chromatin remodeling
Cellular component (GO): Swr1 complex
Molecular function (GO): ATP-dependent H2AZ histone chaperone activity
Source: RefSeq, a predicted model, not a curated record